GCUGCUACUGGCAUGGGUUGUUCCUCUGGUUCAGCUGCAGUUUGAGUCGCCUUGCUGCCUGUUGCUCUGCUUUCCUCUCCUUCCCCGGGUAUGCUGUCAGACACACAAGCAGUGUCUGACAAGUGUCAGCAAGUUGCAUAACUUUGCACUUCUCUGGAGCUGUCACAGCAUUUUUUUUCAAAUAUUUUGCCACUUUUUCAAGGUCCUCUAUUUUUCAGGGGUGAACUUCCAAAUCUCUGGAGCAGCAUACUCCUUUAAAAGCUGGCUUAUUUUCUCCGCCAUCCUGUACUACUCAUGACUGUUCAGCUCCAGGGCAGUUCACUGAACAACUUCCCUAAAUGUGUCUAUGCUGACUCAAAACAUUGUGUAGACUUAAUUUAUUCUAAAUUUAACUUAUUCUAGACUGCACUAGAAGAAAUUUGGCAGACAUUGCAAUUUGAAUACCUUUAACAUCCCCAUGGAAUUCAAGAUUCCCAAAAACUGUUGUAAGAGGCCCAAAGGAGGAAAAAGGGGUGAAAGGCUGAGAAAAAUCAUUGUUCUCUGGCCCCUCUACGGACUGGGUACUAUUAUUAAUGAAUCCUCAGAGGUAGCAGCUUAGGCCAGGAUAGGUGAACAGCACUGAACACACAUCCCAGACGACCUUUAUUGCCAUUAAUGUUGUCAUGUCACACAGUACAGCAACAAAGCAAUCCUGAUCCUUCUCCGUACUCCGUAAAAAUAGCAUCAUGGGGAGCAUGUAUAGGAAUAUAUGCAGGGUUAAAUAUCACACCUCCAUGAACAAAUAGAGCAGCUGUAACUAGAGAGUUCUGUACCUAAUAAGACAGAUUCUUAGAUCAAAGUUUUCUCAACCCUUUUGUGGCUCACAGUGGGCACCAGUGAAUGUAGUGAUUUGACCCCAGCCACAAAUUAAACUCCAAAUAAGCCUCUCCCCUUCUUCCUGACCAAGGCAGAGACUAUGGGUUGAGAUCACAAUUUAGUGAAAGCGAACAGCAGUGGAAUAAGAAAUGCACAGUAAUAGCAGCAAUAUUAGUGACAAAAGUAUACAAGAAGAGAAGGUACAUUAUAGAAGAAAAAAGGGGUUCACCACCUCUAUGUAGUUCUCUUUGGCAGCUAGGACAAGGACAAGAUGGCAGGCACUCCCCACAGUUGGCUCUCCCUGUCCUGCAGGCCUGAGAUAAUGGAAAACAAUGACAGACCCCUGAAACCAAGAUCAUUCACAUCGUGCUAUGCUACUGCUUUGUUCCCCAUGGCUGAUUCCCACCCCAGUGCUUCUGCUUUUGCCCUUCUCACUCUGCCAGAGCUCGGUUCCCAGCAGCACCAGGGCUUUUAACUGCUCCGCUGGGCUCAGCUGUGUUUUGCACCCAGAGCUGCACUCUCCUGAGGGACAGGAAUGGAUCAGGAGUGGCAAGAGCGAGCAGGGUCCACUCAGCUGAUUCCAGCAACCUCUGUGAGGAAGAGAGUACUGUAAUUGAAAGAGCAUCUUCUACAUUUGAAGAACAAGUUGUUGAUUGAAUGGUGGAUUAAUAAGUGGUUGUCUCAUCCUAAGACUAAAAAGAAGUUGGAAAGAACUGGAUUUUCACCCUAGUCCAGCAGCUUUGCUGCUCACUUAAACACAGAUGAAUGAAGACCCCAUUUGGAAAAUCACCAGGUCAGCGGUCCAGAGCUGAUGCAGGUCAUGCAGGAGUGUCUGCCAGCAUGAUGAAGAAAAGAACAUCCCACAAAAAACAUAGAAACAAUGUGGGACCAAGCAAACCUAUUUCUCAGCCACGAAGAAAUAUUGUAGGCUGCAGGAUACAGCAUGGAUGGAAAGAAGGAAGUGGACCUGUAACACAAUGGAAGGGCACAGUUCUUGAUCAAGUUCCUGUAAAUCCCUCUCUCUAUCUCAUAAAGUAUGAUGGAUUUGAUUGUGUGUAUGGACUAGAACUUCACAAAGAUGAAAGAGUUUCAGCACUUGAAGUUCUUCCAGACAGAGUUGCUUCGUCUCGAAUUAGUGAUGCCCACCUGGCAGACACAAUGAUUGGUAAAGCCGUGGAACAUAUGUUUGAGACAGAGGAUGGCUCAAAAGAUGAAUGGAGGGGGAUGGUUUUGGCUCGAGCUCCUAUUAUGAACACAUGGUUUUAUAUUACCUAUGAGAAAGAUCCCGUCUUGUACAUGUACCAGCUCUUAGAUGAUUAUAAAGAAGGUGACCUUCGCAUUAUGCCUGAUUCAAAUGAUUCACCUCCUGCAGAACGGGAACCAGGUGAAGUUGUGGACAGCCUGGUAGGCAAACAAGUGGAAUAUGCCAAAGAAGAUGGCUCGAAAAGGACUGGCAUGGUCAUUCAUCAAGUUGAAGCCAAACCAUCUGUCUAUUUCAUCAAGUUUGAUGAUGAUUUCCAUAUUUAUGUCUACGAUUUGGUGAAGACAUCCUAGACGUCAUCAUGAACUUUUGCCAAAUUUGUGGAACUAUUAAAUGUAAAAUUUGUAGACACAAAGACUUGACUGCUUUCCAGUUUAACGAAAGCUUAAAUGUCCCUGCGAACCCACAAUCUCUGCCAGCAAAACUGUUUUGUUCUGAGUAAUACAAACAUGACACAUUUUGUGUAAGAGAACUCCUUUUCUUGAAGGAAGUCAGUAUGUUUGGGCAGGAGGGAGUUAAAAGCAAAGAACAGCUGCAAAUUCAAGCUGUGUAAAGUUGAUCUAGUAUUGUAAUCAUUAAUCUAAAUUUUUUCAUAGAUUCUGACUUUUUCUUCAAUCUUGCACUCACUUGUUCAACUGCCACAUGCAAGUGUAGUUUGAUAUUUUGAUAUGCCUUCUUUUGUAACAUUAAAUUUAAUUUCUUGGAUACUGGCAGUCCUUGUCUUCAGGGUUGGGACAGAGGUGACUUUUCUGAAAGGUUUAAACAGUUUGUGCAGUAUCAAGGAGUGCCUAACCCAAGUAACAUCAAUCUGCUGUGUUUCUACACUUUAUUUCAAAUUUAGCUUUUUAAGAACUUGCAGUGCGUGGAAAUGCUUGUGCAUUUUUUACUAGUCACAGGGCAGUAGGAUAUCAAGUGUUUGGAUUACGCACCUUUCAAUGAAAAGGCUUUAAACUAUAAAAUUACAUUUAAUCUGUAUAACCACUUAAUUAGAAUAUGCAGGUUAAUGGCCCAUAUUUACAAGUUGUAGGAACCAGUAAAAUACAUGCAACAAGGCUGCCUUCAAUCCUAAAUGUUGUACUUCUUUCUUUGUUUGUUAUACACACUUCUUAGCAAAACCCAAGUGCUUGGUGCCACAACUCUAACAGUAUAUAUGCUACUUCAGAAGACUUUCGACUACACAUUGGCAUCAGUAGUCUCUCAUUUAAAAUCAAAACCUAGCAACCUGAAUGUUUGUGUGUGGACUUAGACGCCUAACAGUAGUUAAUAUUUUUCAUGGUAAAUACACUCUCACACCAGGGGAGUGGGAGGGGGUGUCCUUUUACAGUGAAGAUGUAACUUUAGAGAAGGAGAAGCAUUUGUUGCCUUCUGCUUAGUCUGUUGCAUUCCUUUGUUUUGGUUUGCUUUUAAUAAUUUUGGUUCAAGAAGGCAUCUUCCCAGUUUAUUCUUUUUCUGGCUUUUCCACUUAAGGAGUGUCUGGACAAAUCUACAGUUUAAACCUGUUGUUGCCUUUUGUGGUGUACAUUGUACUUGCUUUGAGGUAUGCUGUUAACAUUAAUUUCAUUCUACGAACACUAGAGUUCUGCAUGCCAGUGGUGUACUAUCUAAUGGAAGCUAUAAGGCAGUCUCAGUGGUUCAGUCAUCUGCAUUAGAUUGUGGAUGUAAAUAGCAGCCCACAACUGCAAAAUCUUUUCAUGGUUAUAAUCUUGCAAGAUAGUUGUAAAUGAAAAUUAGGGUUUCCUUAAGUGUGGCAGCUUUUAAAAAUAGUGGAAUUGGAACAACAAUGCAGCACAGCAACAAGGUUGUCAUGUUACAGUAAGGCAGAGCUCUGCAAGUUUCAAGAACUGCUUCACAGAAGUACAGAAUGUGAAGACAGUUAACACUGUUGAUGGAAGGAACAAAUACCCUGAUAUCCAGCUGUGUGCCAUUAGUGGAAGAAUGCAGGAGCUGUUAAUCAGAGGACAGAGGUACAGAUGACCUCUGUUGUGGGUAUUCCUGAUAUUGAAGACUCAGUGGUUUAAGCCCCUUUCUGUCCAUUUUCUUUUGCCUGAUUUCAUAUUUUAGCCUUAAGGCUUGUGCCUCAUUAUGCUGUUGAAUGGUAAUAAAUACUCUCCGUAUAAAUAUGAUACCUUAAUUCUUUGUCCAUUGCUACUAUAUUGCAUUAUGUCCAGUAUUUCAUCAUGGGCAACCAAAGGCAGGCUAUUGUCUUUCAGUGAAUAGCUUCUCGAUGCAGUCCUUAUGCAGUAAGUACCUGAGUCGUAAAUGUUUCUUGUGUUUGAACAAAGUGAGCAGAUUUGCAACACAGUGUUUUCAUCCUGCAGAUCUGUUGUGUUUUCUAUUGACUCUUAAGAGUCCUGCAUGUAAAUCUCAAAGCUGAGCCUGGCUCCAUGAGCCCAAGUCGAUAUUUGUGGCACAGGAAUGAGUGAGUGUAUUAAUUACACAUGGGAUACAUGGAUUACCUAGUACACCGAGCUUGGGGCUGUAUAUCUGAGGAAUAAGAGGUUUGUUUUGAAAUAUCUGAGGUUUAGGUCUACUGGAACACUUUUAGCAUUAGGCUUGCAUUUGUGGGUUUUCUGCAAGCCUGUUGAAUACACUAUGUAUUCUGACAAUUAGAGUAUAAUCUACAAACUGUAAAUUUCACUGUCAUUUUUGGAUGUCCCCGUUUGUCUGUUGUGUGGAUAUUUCCACUUGGAGUUUUUUUGGGGAUUUUUUUGUUUUGCUUUGGUUUUUUUUGGGUUUGGUUUUCUUUGAUAGCUUAAACCACAGUUUUUGAGGCUUGAGACUAAUUCCACUCCCUGCCCAUCUGCUUUGGGCUUUGUUUUAGGCUCAUGUUUCAGAUCUGCAUGCAGUGCUUGCGUUACCCUGGUAACUAAAUGUUGGUUCCUUGUUAUAGGGGUUCAACAUUACUUCCCAAAAUCACAUAGGGCUUGUGAUGGCACAAGUCAUGGAUCUUUGUAUAAAAGUUAUUCACCCUUCACAUUUACCAGCUGUAGUAUUGUUGUAUAUUGUGUGUGUGCGUGUGUGUGAUGUCAGGCUGCCAUGUAAAACUUAAAAGGGAAAAAAAAACCAACUUAAAUGCAGACCAUCCUUUUUUGCAUGCUUAGAGGGUUAGAACAUUCAAUGUAACAAACUAAAGUUGCAUGUUAAAAUGUUUAGGUUUUUGUUUUAUUCUGUUUUUUAUUUUGUGUUCAGUUUUUUGUGAAUUUGCUUAUUGUGCUGUUUUGAUGGUUGUUAGUAGGAUUAAAUGCACUGGUGAGACGAGCAUAGUGCCAACGGAAGGUAAUUUUCCAGUUGUAUGUGUCAUACAGCAUUUGAAGGGACCAUGUAUUCUGUUGAAAAAAAAAAUAAAAUUUCAGUUGAAUAGCAGAA
Messenger RNA from Haemorhous mexicanus (house finch), 5482 nucleotides. It is a transcript of the gene SPIN1, whose product is annotated as spindlin 1. Gene Ontology annotation, biological process: gamete generation. The coding region runs from base 1621 to 2409 and encodes 262 amino acids. Lineage: Eukaryota; Metazoa; Chordata; Aves; Passeriformes; Fringillidae. The transcript has 6 exons. The record is from RefSeq and is a predicted model, not a curated record.